Oryctolagus cuniculus (rabbit) is the source of this 375-nucleotide messenger RNA. Its product is annotated as small ribosomal subunit protein bS6m. Gene Ontology annotation, molecular function: structural constituent of ribosome; small ribosomal subunit rRNA binding. Gene Ontology annotation, cellular component: mitochondrial small ribosomal subunit; ribosome. The record is from RefSeq and is a predicted model, not a curated record. Lineage: Eukaryota; Metazoa; Chordata; Mammalia; Lagomorpha; Leporidae. Gene Ontology annotation, biological process: translation.
AUGCCCUGCUACGAGGUGGCUUUGAUCCUGAGAGCCAUGCAGCAGGCCGCUGCUCUGAAACGUACGAUCCCAACCCUGAUGGGCAGAGGCACGGCAGUGAGGAACCUGGAAAACCUGGGCGAGCACGCGUCCCCGCUUCCCCAGAGGAUCUUCACCCACAGCCAGCGACACACUCGGGGCCGGUACUUCUCGGUGGAUUUUUAUGCACCAACAACUACUGUUGAAAGCAUAAAGGAGUAUUUGUCACGAGAUGAUGUGAUCAGACCGAAUGUUGUAAAAUAUCCUUUGACUCAGGAAGUAAAACCAUGUGAAGGAAUUGUCCCUGUCCCACUUGAAGAGAAAUUAUAUCCAUAUCCCACAAAGAGGAAGAAGUGA